UCUGCCGCUGUCCUGUCUGCUCCGCCGCCCGCCCGGUGUCUCCCUCCCCGGACCCGAAGCCUGCGCCUCCUCGCUCCUCGCUCACCGCCCCGGCUCCCGAACCCCUUCAUCCCGCGGCGUGCACCAUGACGGGCAUCGCGGCGGCGUCGUUCUUCUCCAAUUCCUGCAGGUUCGGGGGCUGCGGUCUCCAGUUCGAGUCUUUGGCCGAGCUCAUCGUCCACAUCGAGGACAAUCACAUCGACACAGACCCGCGGGUUCUGGAGAAGCAGGAGCAACAGCAGCCCACCUACCUGGCCCUGAGCUACAUCAACAGGUUCAUGACGGACGCGGCGCGCAGGGAGCAGGAAACCAUGAAGAAGAAAGCCACGCCCAAACUGUCCCUGUCCAUCAGCGGGGGCGUGUCCAGGAACAGCACGGCCACGCCCCCUCGCCACACCAGCGGCAACCUGACCCCGCCCGUGACCCCGCCCAUCACGCCGUCCAGCUCCUUCCGCAGCAGCACCCCCACAGGCAGUGAGUACGACGAGGAGGAGGCAGACUUCGAGGAGUCGGACAGUGAUGAGUCGUGGACCACAGAGAGCGCCAUCAGCUCCGAGUCCAUCCUCAGCUCCAUGUGCAUGAACGGAGGAGAGGAGAAGCCCUUCGCCUGCCCCGUGCCCGGCUGCAAGAAGAGAUACAAGAAUGUAAACGGGAUCAAGUACCACGCCAAGAACGGCCACCGCACCCAGAUCCGCGUCCGAAAGCCCUUCAAGUGUCGCUGUGGGAAAAGCUAUAAGACCUCGCAGGGUCUGAGGCACCACACCAUCAACUUCCACCCGCCCGUCUCCACCGACAUCCUGCGCAAGAUCCAGGGCUAGUCCCAGAGUCCUGGA
Boleophthalmus pectinirostris (great blue-spotted mudskipper) is the source of this 872-nucleotide messenger RNA. RefSeq names its product juxtaposed with another zinc finger protein 1. The transcript is spliced from 5 exons. Gene Ontology annotation, cellular component: nucleus. NCBI's taxonomy places the organism in Eukaryota, Metazoa, Chordata, Actinopteri, Gobiiformes, Gobiidae. The record is from RefSeq and is a predicted model, not a curated record. Bases 126 to 857 code for a protein of 243 amino acids.